This is a messenger RNA of Penaeus vannamei (Pacific white shrimp), 1413 nucleotides long. RefSeq names its product spliceosome-associated protein CWC15 (gene c12.1). Gene Ontology annotation, biological process: mRNA cis splicing, via spliceosome. Lineage: Eukaryota; Metazoa; Arthropoda; Malacostraca; Decapoda; Penaeidae. Gene Ontology annotation, molecular function: RNA binding. Gene Ontology annotation, cellular component: catalytic step 2 spliceosome. The record is from RefSeq and is a predicted model, not a curated record.
GAAAUAGAUUCGUUACCCCUCAGUAGUAAACAAUAACAGGAGGACAGAUUUUACACCUCUCUCUAAAUUUUUAUUUGAAAAGGAACUUCCAGAGCGCAGGACUUAAGCCGUCACCAUGACUACAGCUGCACGCCCAACCUUCGAGCCUGCGAAAGGUGGCAUGGGGCGUGGGGAAAGGGACUUGAGUGCUCUGUCGAAGCAGUAUUCAGCCAGAGAUCUGCCAUCACAUACGAGACUCAAGUAUCGUGAUCAUGGCCAGUCCACCACUGAUGAGCUCCGCAGCCGUGACUUCCGCCGUGAGUUGGAGGACCGUGAACGUGCCGCCAGGGACAAGCGCACCAGCAGCAGCAGUGGAAGCAGCAGCAGCAGCAGCAGUAAUCAGAGGGACUCAGGUGCUCCAUCAUCCUCAUCAUCUUCCUCAUCUUCCUCCUCGUCCUCCAAGAAACCCAGGCUAGACCAGAUUGCACCUGCCAAUCUGGAUGCUGAUGACCCCCAAGAUGAUGAUGACGAGGCAUCUGACUCUGACGACUCUGAUGAUGAGGCUGUGCUGUUUGCUGAGCUGGAGCGCAUCAGACGAGAGCGUGCUGAGGAAGAGGCCAAGAAGCAACGAGAACGCCAGGAGCAGGAGGAGCGCAUCCGCAUGGAAAACAUCAUCUCAGGAAAUCCUCUACUCAAUCUUGCCGCAGCGCCCAAGUCUGAUAUGAAAGUCAAGCGCAGGUGGGACGAUGAUGUUGUAUUCAAGAACUGUGCUGCAUCAGAGCCAGAUAAAAGUGAGAAGACCUUCAUUAACGACUCUCUGCGUUCUGAAUUCCACAAAAGAUUUAUGGAAAAGUAUGUUAAGUAAUCUUCCCUCCCUCCUACCUACCUCCUUCCCUCUCCAACCUUAAAAUGAAAUCUGUGUUUGUAUGUUUAGAGUAGCUCAACAUAACUCUGCCUAUUCCUUUUUAAUUUUAAUAGUUUCAUAACACCUUACCUCUUUUGUCAUUUUGUACUAUUAAGGUGAAUAAAAAAUGUUUUUUAUCUAGUAUUAAGAAAUAGAAAGAUUCUAACAUUUUUUGAAGUAGUAAGAAUGUGCAAAUGGAUAAAUGUAAAUUCUGUGCUUGAAGAUUACCCAUUAGAAUAAAAUUUACUGAUACCAUAACUUUAGGACUUGUUGAUUCACAAACAAUUGGUUCUGAAGAAAAAGACAAGAAAGUUUGAUGGUAGUUUAUAAACCUCAUUGUUGUAUUAGUGUGAAAGCUGAAUGGGUGAAUUCCAGUGUACAUUUCUAUUGCAGUACUGAUGAAUAAUCAAUGAAAAGUGUCUACAUUAUCAGAAACAAAAUGUACAAAAAUACUUUCAAUAUAUUUCAAUAAAAAUUAUAUACUGUGGGAUUAUUUGUCUGCGGCUUAGAAGAUAAAGCUACUUGUGCCC